AUGGAUGAUAUAGACCAAUCAGAAAUAUAUGAUCCUUCCGUAAAUUCAUUCAGUCAAGUUGGUUCUGUUAUUGAUCAUCCUCUGUUCUUGCAAAGUGAGAUACAAGGCUGCCUUGAUGUUGGUGACCCUAACUAUGAAUGUUCAAUUUGUGGCGCGUGUUUCUGGUUAUUAGAACGUGUUGAAAGAGAUUCUACAGUUAAUCAUCCUAUUUUUACUAUUUGUUGCUCAAAGGGAAAAAUUCAGUUACCUUAUCUCCAAAGGCUCCCGGAUCUGUUAUAUAAUUUGAUCAAUGGAGAUGAUAGCAAGAGUUUGUAUUUCCAAAAGAAUAUUCGAUCUUAUAACAGUAUGUUUGCCUUCACGUCUCUUGGCGGUAAGGUAUUGGAUUCAGUGAAUGAUGGAAGGGAUCCACCGCAGUUUAUAAUAAGUGGUCAAAAUUAUCAUCGGAUUGGAAGUUUGCUCCCAAAUGCUGGUGAGAAGCCUAAAUUUGCGCAAUUAUACAUAUACGACACUCAGCAUGAGAUAAUGCAUAGGCAGCGAAUCUUUGGGCAAAUAUCUGAGAUAGAUAAAGAAUUGAUAACUGAGUUGUUGCAAAUGAUCGAUACUCAUAAUGUCAUAGCACAGUCAUUUCGAAGAGUUAAAGAAUUCUAUCAGUGUCAUCCAUCUAAGAUUUUCUCAUUGAAGUUGUAUUCGCAACGGAACGUUGAUCGAAGAAUGUACAGUGCUCCCUCUUGCGAUGAAGUUGCUGCUUUAAUUGUUGGCGAUUUUGAUUCGUCGGACCAUGGUCGUGACAUUAUUGUUCGAUCUACUGCUGGUCGGUUGCAAUGUAUAUAUGAAACUCAUGCUCUGUAUUGGCCCUUACAGUAUCCUCUGUUGUUUCCAUAUGGUGAGGAUGGUUAUCAGUUGAACAUUGGUUAUCGAGGUCAACAGUCUGGAUAUGUUCCUGGAAGGAGAACGAGAGUUUCUCUCAGGGAAUUCAUAUGUUUUCAUCUGCAGAUUAGGGAGCAUGAAGAUGGAAUUAUUCACAAGUGUAGGCGGUUGUUUCAACAAUUUGUUGUUGAUUGUUUCACGAUGAUUGAGUCCCAAAGGUUGUAUGAGAUUAGAAUGAAGCAAAGUACAAUUAGAGGAGAAGUUCUUCAAGGAAUAGAGGAGGCUAUGCGUCGUGGUGAUGAUGAGGCUUCUUCAAUUGGGACACGAAUUAUUUUACCUUCCUCCUUUACUGGUGGUAGACGUUAUAUGUUUAACCGUUGUCAAGAUGCGAUGGCAAUUUGUAAACAUUUUGGCUAUCCAGAUUUAUUCCUCACUAUUACAUGUAAUCCAAAUUGGCCUGAAUUCCAGCGGUUCACAGAGCGAGAGCGAAUUCCCAUCGCUGAUCGUCCUGAUAUCUCUUGUCAUGUUUUUCAUGCCAAGUUGAAGUGCCUCCUUAGCGAUCUCAAGGAAGGUGUAUUUUUUGGUCCACUUAAUGCAGGUAUGUAUACUAUUGAGUUCCAAAAAAGAGGUCUACCUCAUGCACACAUGUUACUCUGGCUUAAUGGAGAAAGCAACUUACAAAGUGUUGAAAUUGUUGAUGAAUUCAUUUGUGCCGAGCUACCCAAUCCACAGAAAUUUCCAUCUCUUUAUAAUGUCGUCACCAAGUACAUGAUCCAUGGUCCCUGUGGUGCACUUAGACCGAGUUCUCCUUGCAUGAAAGAUGGUAAGUGCUCAAAAUUUUAUCCAAAAAGAUUCGUUGACCAUUUUGAUGAAGAUGGGUAUCCAAUAUAUAGACGUCGUAAUAUGGGUGUGACGGUGAAAAUCAAUGAUGUCGAUAUUGACAACAGAUUUAUUGUGCCAUAUAAUCCACUGUUGUUAAUGAAAUAUCAAGCUCACAUAAAUCUUGAGUUUUGUAACAAGUCAAAUGUCAUUAAGUAUCUUUUUAAGUAUGUUAAUAAGGGUCCGGAUCGGGUGACUGCAACUGUUGGAGAAAGAUAUGAUGUUGGUGAAUCUUCUCAGGUGGUUGAUGAGAUCAAACAGUAUUAUGAUUGUCGUUAUUUGUCACCUUCUGAAUCCAUGUGGAGAAUUUUUGCUUACGAUAUUCAUCAAAGAUGGCCGUCGGUACAGAGGUUGACUUUUCACUUGCCAAACCAGCAACAUGUUGUAUUCGAUGAUGCUGAUAGCACUACUCAUGUUUAUUUGCGCAACAGAGAUUUGCUUACGAUGUUUACGGGUUGGAUGAUGGCCAACAGGCGGUUCACGGAGGGGCGGUCUCUAACAUAUGUUGAAUAUCCAGGUAAAUUUGUAUACUGUUUGAAGAGCAGGGAAUGGAAACCAAGACAGAGGGGAUUCUCUAUUGGAAGACUGAGUUUUGCUCAUCCCUCAUCCGGUGAACUUUUCUACAUGCGGAUGCUUUUGAAUGUGCAGAGAGGUUGUACCAGUUUUCGAAGUAUAAGAACUGUGAAUGGUGUUACUUAUGAUACAUUUCAAGAGGCAUGUUCUGCCAUGGGUUUCUUGAUAGAUGAUAACGAUUAUGUUUCUGCUAUUAAGAAAGUCGCCGAGUUAGCGUCAGCUGCACAGUUAAGGAGGCUUUUUGUGAUCUUGCUGCUAUCUGGUUCCAUGGGAAGACUUCUAUCAGUUUGGGAGCAAACUUGGGCUUAUUUGUCUGAUGAUAUUCUUUAUCGCAGAAGACAUGAGCUACAAUACCCUGAUCUAACUAUGAGUCAGGAUGAGUUACAAAUGUUUGGUUUGUUGGAGAUUGAGAAACUAUUGCAGAGUAAUGGAAAAUCAUUGAGAAAUUAUGCUGGUAUGCCGGUUCCUGAUAACUCUUUAGUCUCUCAAUUUAGCAAUUUGAUGCUACUACGUGAGUUACAGUAUGAUACUGUUUCUUUGUCUCGGGAGCAUGAUGCAAAUAUAUUAAAGUUAAAUGAGGAACAGAGGGUGGUCUACGAUAAAGUUAUUGAUUGUGUUUUGAAUAAGAGACAUGGAUUCUUUUUUGUGUAUGGGUUUGGUGGCACUGGAAAAACUUUUUUAUACAGAGUUUUGUCAGCUAGAUUACGAUCUGAGAAAAAGAUUGUUAUUAAUGUUGCUUCUAGUGGUAUUGCUUCUCUGUUGUUACCGGGUGGUAAGACAGCACAUUCUAUGUUCAAUAUUCCUGUUGAGCUUACUGAAAACACUGUUUGCCGGAUUAAGAAGGAUAGCUCAAAGGCUGAGGUAUUUUGA
This is a messenger RNA of Arachis stenosperma, 3189 nucleotides long. RefSeq lists its product as uncharacterized. Gene Ontology annotation, molecular function: DNA helicase activity. Gene Ontology annotation, biological process: telomere maintenance; DNA repair. The transcript is spliced from 5 exons. NCBI's taxonomy places the organism in Eukaryota, Viridiplantae, Streptophyta, Magnoliopsida, Fabales, Fabaceae. The record is from RefSeq and is a predicted model, not a curated record. The coding region runs from base 1 to 3189 and encodes 1062 amino acids.